AUGCAGCCAGAAAAGACUGCUCGCAGCAGGAUAAAUUCAAAAGCAUGUGAUCAAUGCUAUAGAUGUAAAGUCAAGUGUACAAUGGAGCUCAGCGGCUGCGGCCGCUGUCGAUUGACGGGUGGCGUAUGCACGUACAGCCUGGGCAAAUGGAUGGGCCGGCCAAAGAAGUCGAGCCAGCAAAACUCGAAAGCCCGAGCAAGAAGCAUGAGAGAUGCUGAAAGUAUCUCUCUAGAGCACGACAUGAACUCUUCGGAAACACCACAAACAUGGGAGAUGCUCUCAUCUGCUAUGGACGAUUCAGACAUGAAUACUUUGAAUCAUGACGCAAUAUCGCUAUUCUCGAUGGGCGAUAACACACCAACCAUAGUUGAAGACUGCUAUACCGCCCCCGAUGAAUGCCUAAUUAUCAAUACUUCAGAUAAGAAGACAAGUUCCAGUUCUAUCUCGCCAGCUUGGGUCCAAGCAAGAGAGACCUCAAUAAGAGGCGUAGAGACCGGUAGCACGCCAUCGUCACAAGAGUUCCGACGAGGCAACUAUCAUAAGCAUCGAGACAGCGCAUACUCAUAUCAUCCGACUCCACAGAGCCCAGGUUGUUCUCACAAUUUCAACUUUGGGACAAUGGAUACAGAUUUCACAGCUUCGCCAUCAGUCUCCUUGGUAGGCAACAUCGAAACAAAUUCUAUGAGACAUGCAGAAGACAUGGAUGGUGUGCAAACACGUCCCAUGAUGCAAGAAGGAUCUACAUCUUUUAACGAGGAAGCGUGUCACUGCAAGUGCUCUCAAGUUGCGCUAGCUUGCCUAGACAAAAUCUCCAUCGUGCCUUCUGAAGCCCGGUACAUCGACCGUCUCAACACCAUUCAAUCCGCCCUCAUCACUGCAGAGCGGCUAGUCCUCUGCACAGAUUGCCAACCCAACAUGACCAUCGCAAGAUGCUGCUUCAUCCUGGGAAACACUCAUGAGCUGGUGAGUGAUGUGAACUCCCACGCAGGAGACGCAUCCAGCCCUACUACCGCCAUUUUCUCCCGCCAAUCAAUAGAAUACGUCCGGCGCAUUAAGCGCCGCGCCAGCAUGCUUUUUGCGGGGUUGAAAACAUUGCAGGAUUUAGUGUCUGGGGAUCGGCGUCUUUCAAACAUGCAGUCUGAGUUUCUAUCAGUGCUUGCGAAUUCUUGGCUUUCUCUACCAGAUUAUCGAGAUUGA
Molecule: messenger RNA, 1197 nt
Organism: Bipolaris sorokiniana ND90Pr
Lineage: Eukaryota; Fungi; Ascomycota; Dothideomycetes; Pleosporales; Pleosporaceae
Exons: 4
Coding region: 1-1197 (398 amino acids)
Biological process (GO): regulation of DNA-templated transcription
Molecular function (GO): zinc ion binding; DNA-binding transcription factor activity, RNA polymerase II-specific
Source: RefSeq, a predicted model, not a curated record